This is a messenger RNA of Juglans microcarpa x Juglans regia, 1252 nucleotides long. Its product is annotated as tyrosine-protein phosphatase DSP1-like. Lineage: Eukaryota; Viridiplantae; Streptophyta; Magnoliopsida; Fagales; Juglandaceae. The transcript has 5 exons. Bases 157 to 783 code for a protein of 208 amino acids. Gene Ontology annotation, biological process: protein dephosphorylation. Gene Ontology annotation, cellular component: cytoplasm. The record is from RefSeq and is a predicted model, not a curated record. Gene Ontology annotation, molecular function: phosphatase activity.
AGGCCAAAGCUGCCUCGAAUAUACUCCGCGAUUCCAACCCGCCUUUCGCUCUCUUUCUCUCUCUCUCUCUCUCACUAUAAAUACAGACUCUCCAUCGCUAUUGCUUUUCUGGACUCCUGUAUAUGAUAACUAUUUCUAUAUUCCAUUUUCAAUUCAAUGAAGUUGGAAGGGCGCCCGGACGGAGAGGAAGAGAUUUGCCGGACGAUCGAGGUCGUCUCCUCCCCCGCCCCCGUCGUUAAUCACCUCAAGUCCGUUCCCGCCGCAGACGAUGACUGCAAUGGAGAGAACCCCUAUAUUCCCCCUCUCAACUUCUCCAUGGUCGAUAACGGCAUUUUCCGCUCCGGCUUCCCUGACUCCGCCAACUUUUCCUUCCUCCAAACCCUAGGCCUCCGCUCCAUCAUAUGUCUGUGUCCGGAACCAUAUCCGGCGGCGAACAUGGAGUUUCUCAAGUCCAACGGGAUCAAGCUUUUCCAAUUCGGGAUUGAAGGUUAUAAGGAGCCUUUUGUGAACAUCCCAGAGAAUACAAUUCGUGAAGCACUAAAAGUUGUCCUUGAUAUAAGGAAUCACCCAGUUUUAAUUCAUUGUAAACGUGGGAAGCAUCGAACUGGUUGUCUGGUGGGAUGCUUGAGGAAAUUGCAAAGGUGGUGCCUGACAUCUGUCUUUGAUGAGUACCAGAGGUUUGCAGCUGCUAAAGCUAGAGUUUCAGAUCAGAGGUUUAUGGAAUUGUUCGACGUGUCUAGCUUGAAGCAUAUGCCACUGACAUUUUCAUGUUCGAGGAGGUAAACAACCAGUUCUAUUGAUUGGCUUUUCCUUUCUUUGAUGGAAGAGAAUCACAUAGGGUCCUACUUCAGAAUAAAUAGGGAAAGGCGAUGAGUUCCUGGAAUGCAUUUCAGCGGCAAAGGAAUAAUUCCUCUUUUUCCCUCGAGAAUAAAAUGAACAUAAAUUAGCACGUCCUGUUUAGAGUGUUGCAAACCCUCCCUGUACCCCCGCCCUCUUCCUUCUGCUCUCUCUGUUCUUUCCCUGUUUUGAUUUCUAGGCAGUCUGUGUUUAAAGGUUUCAUAGUAGCCGUUCUUCUUCUCCACUCCAGCUGUUUCUGUCUUUGAUUAUAAAGAAAGGCAAGGCAGCUAGAAAGACUGUCUGCCCAUAAUUCUUGGUCGGGUAGUUAAGGUAUAGAUCAUUAAUAAAUAAAACUUAAUUGUAGAACUGUUAUUUUGGCAUCAAUCUAAAUGUAGACAGCGGAGUUCUUGUCGCA